Tricharina praecox is the source of this 1876-nucleotide messenger RNA. RefSeq lists its product as uncharacterized. Lineage: Eukaryota; Fungi; Ascomycota; Pezizomycetes; Pezizales; Pyronemataceae. The transcript has 2 exons. Gene Ontology annotation, biological process: regulation of DNA-templated transcription. Bases 153 to 1670 code for a protein of 505 amino acids. Gene Ontology annotation, molecular function: zinc ion binding; sequence-specific DNA binding; protein binding. The record is from RefSeq and is a predicted model, not a curated record.
CCCCCCACUCCCCCUCUCAACCACACCCGCAACCACAUACGUCGGCUCGACGAGAUAUCUUCAUCGGUCCGCCUGUCCAUGCCGGUGGCGCGUCAUAACUUCGUCUUCCAUCGGUUCGAAUUCAGAGAAGCAGCAGCAACGAUAACGAUAUAAUGAACACGGCCGACUCUUCCGCCCCGGCCUCGCAGGGCUAUACCCGCACGGCCCAGCAACAGCAGCAGCAGCAAGGACUUUCGGGAAUGCCGCUAGGGAAUGGCGCCCGCGGCCUUUCCAUGUCGUUUUCGGCCGCCGCCGCCGCCGCGAACCAGCAACAGCAACAGCAACAGCAACAUCAACAGCAGGACCAACAGCAGAACGGCAGCGACUCGACAAUGAUGGACCAACCUCUCAUGAUCUCGAUGGGGAUGGCUGCGGCCGCCGCUGCCGCUGCUGCGGCGGCGACGGAAAACGGCGGCAUGGGUUCCCUCGACCCCCAGUUGUCGUCCGUUGGCGAUCAGUUCGCCGCGCUCGCCACGACGUCACCACUCACCGCCAUGCCGAACGAGUUCGGAGGCCUUGGUGGCGGAAGUACUUUGACGGAAUUCACGAAGAGGCGGAAUUGGUCGCAGCGCAUACUCGAGGAGCUGCAGGACUUCCUGCAUGUGCUCACACCCACCGGGAAAGUGGUCUACGCCUCACCGUCGAGUAGAGCCUUGACCGGGUUUGGCGUCGAGGAGCUGAUCGGAAAGUUCAUUACGGACUUCAUCCAUGAAGACGACUCGGCACUAUUUGUGCGGGAUUUCAACGAAUCGAUAGCUACCGGGCGUCCCCUCCGAUUGUUCUAUCGGUUCCGGAAAAGCGAUGAUACCUAUGCGAUAUUUGAAGCCCACGGCCACCCACACAUUGCUGAUGCGCCGCAAAUCGACCCGUCGUCGCUGCAGUCGAUAUGCAAGGGUUUCUUCAUGAUGGCGCGCCCGUAUCCCACGCGGAACGCGGCGCUGUUGGAUUCCUUCCUGGAACACAAGAUUGAGAACGAGAGAUUGAUGAAGAGAAUCGUGGAAUUGCGCCAGGAAGAAUACGAGGACCAGCAGCAACAGCGGCAGCGACAGCAGAAUUCCUUAAGGAGUGACGGCAUGACCAGUACGAGUGUCGGCUCGUCUUUCGGCGGCGAGACGCCACUCUCCAUGUCACAGGGCCAGACCCCAUCACAAUCAGGCGUGGGUGCGGAUUCGAUGCCGCCUCCCGCCAAACCCGUGAGCGCGCUGACUCGGCAGAACUUGGAUCGAAUGGAGGCCUCCAAUUCCAUCCACAUCGAGGGCAUCCGAGACAAGAUGGCACGAAUCGACGGCCCCUCCCAUAUGGAUACUAUUGAGAUCCUGACCGGGCUUCGGUAUCGGGAAGGUGAACGCUCCAAGGGCAUCAGUACUGGUGACACAUCACCGGCCUUGAUUCGCGGAGACGUUGGUGUUCCCAUCCCCGUCGACAAGGAGAACCGCCAGAGCUCGGACAAGAAAAAGAAACAGAAGAUUGCGGACGAGUACGUGUGUACGGAUUGUGGCACGCUGGACAGUCCGGAAUGGCGCAAGGGUCCCAAGGGUCCCAAAACCCUGUGCAAUGCUUGUGGUUUGCGAUGGGCAAAGUAUGUUCUUCUACCACGAAUUACCUCCCAUAAUGUGGAGGGCCUCGACUGAUAUGUCUAUAGGAAAGAGAAAAAGCGGAAUUCCGUCACGGUUCCAUCUUCCUCCGGAAGCGUCAUGCCCGGUGGCGGUGGUAUGGGCGGAGGUGGCAGUGCGGCUUGAACAUAUUCCCAACGGAUAAUGGUUGACUUUUCUUUUUCUUUUUCUUUCUUUCUCCCCAUUACCCAUCAUCCAUUAGCCAUAUAGUUGUGAUCCGUGUA